AACGAGUUUGGCAUGUACACACUUGUCUCGACGUCAUUCGUUCGGCUGACUGUUGUACACAGCUUCAUUUCAAGUGCAAAAGUAUGCUGGGAAAUGCUGUAGUCUGUAUACGACCGCUGUCUACGUCACUAAACCGAAUCACCGUAUUGGAAAGCUUUAGUCUGUUUGCGGCAAACGGCAUGGUUAAAGAAGUUUGUACAAACCGGUCGCCUUACGCUCACU
Messenger RNA from Opisthorchis viverrini, 222 nucleotides. RefSeq lists its product as hypothetical. The record is from RefSeq and is a predicted model, not a curated record. The annotation marks the transcript as partial. The transcript has 2 exons. Lineage: Eukaryota; Metazoa; Platyhelminthes; Trematoda; Opisthorchiida; Opisthorchiidae.